AUGAUUCCAGACCCUCGAAUCAGACUCAGAGAAGGGAUCAUACAGGGGAAGCUUGGGGUUGUGAGACGGAUUCUUAAGCGAUGGCCCGAAUUACUCGAGAAUGUCGAUAGCAGAAAUGGCUGGUCUUCUUUGCAUUAUGCAGCAUUCUAUGGCAGGUACCUUACUUGCCUGCAUCUAAUACAGCUGGGACAUGACUCGCAUACGCUUCUAAGGACGUACGACGGAGAUACGAGCAUUCACUUGGCGAUCAAGAACGGAGACGAGCAGACGGUGCACCUUCUCUUGCAGCACUUUUUGGAAGAAGGGUUGAACCUGCGAAGCAGUGGGCACAGGAAGUGGGCGCCAAUCCACAUUGCGUGCCGAGCCGAUCAUUACCGAUGUCUAGUGCUCUUGCUACAGUGCGGGGCGGAUGUGAUGCUACAGGACGAUGAGGGGAACACGGGUCUUCACGUGGCAAUGGAGUAUGGGUCUAUCCAUUGUUUGCCGAUUCUUGUUGCCGCCGGUGGAGAGAAGCUUGUAAAUGUGAAGAAUCAGAUGGGACUAGACGCGGAACAGGUUGGGAACUCGGAUGAGACGGUGCGAAAGUACCGACACGUGAAGAAGAAGAAUAACAAUAAGAGCGAUGCGAGCUUUGCCGAUAAUUUCGGUAUUGUUGGUAUACCGAAUACCAGUAGUAGUGCGAGUGUGAGUGUAAGUGCCAGCGGCACCGGCACUGGAACCGGCACUGUUUCUCCACUAUCUGGGUCUAACUCGGUAUCGGUAUCGGCAUCAGCAUCAGCACCAGCUUCGGCAUUGGCUUCGGCAUUGGCAUUGACUUCGGCUUCGGCAGCAACAGGGACGGCUUCGGAACCAGUGUCAGUGCCAGUUUCGGCACCAGGAUCAAUACUGGGGUCAGUACCCGGGCCAGUGCCGGCAUCAAUAUCCGGGUCAGGGUCGACGCCUGCGGAGGGCGGCAACGGUACCAGUGUGAAAAAGGAUGUUGAAAUAGCCGCCCGCGGCUACCAGACCCGACCGCUGUCGUUGACGCAUUCUCCUAUGCGCAACGGCAACAGCAUGGGCCAGGGGUACACUUUUGGGCCAGGGUAUGGCACUGCUACCACCACUAAUACUGCUACUACUACACACAAGCGAACGCAUAGCCGUGGUCACAACCAUGGUCUGGGACAUGGUAAUGGACACGGCCACGGCCACGGACAUGGACAAGGAAAUGUACUAGGACAAGGGCAAGGAAAUGGACAAGGCAAUGGACACGGCAUCGAGGAUCUAAACGACUACUUGGCCGAUUCCAUUUCGACGUCCGAGACAUCUGAAACUUCCAGCACGGUAGGAGCGAGUAAGUUACUCAAUGUGGCAAUUUCGCGUGUCAGGAGAGACGCUGACAGUGGCACGGACGAGGAAAUCGACAGCGAGCCGCCGCGGAUGACCACAGUAUAA
Molecule: messenger RNA, 1434 nt
Organism: Kluyveromyces marxianus DMKU3-1042
Lineage: Eukaryota; Fungi; Ascomycota; Saccharomycetes; Saccharomycetales; Saccharomycetaceae
Gene: AVO2
Product: Avo2p
Exons: 1
Coding region: 1-1434 (477 amino acids)
Molecular function (GO): protein binding
Source: RefSeq, a predicted model, not a curated record